This is a messenger RNA of Brettanomyces bruxellensis, 273 nucleotides long. It is a transcript of the gene QCR8, whose product is annotated as ubiquinol--cytochrome-c reductase subunit 8. Lineage: Eukaryota; Fungi; Ascomycota; Pichiomycetes; Pichiales; Pichiaceae. The record is from RefSeq and is a predicted model, not a curated record. Gene Ontology annotation, biological process: mitochondrial electron transport, ubiquinol to cytochrome c. The transcript is spliced from 2 exons. The coding region runs from base 1 to 273 and encodes 90 amino acids.
AUGGAUGAUAAUGCAGAUGACGUUGAAUCAUAUAUCUGCCGCCGGUACCAAAAGUACAUUGCUCAGUAUACAGUCUCUCCUUAUGCUCAAAGUCCAUUAAAGGGCUCUCUGAAUAGAGCUGUGUUUAGUACAUUUAGCAGAUUUAAGUCACAAGUUUUCUACUGGGCUGUUCCAUUAUGUAUUGUUUAUGGCUUUUGGGCAAAGGCUAGAGACUAUAAUGCUUAUUUAUAUACCAAGGCCGGAAGAGAGGAGCUAGAGAGGGUCAAUGUUUAA